Molecule: messenger RNA, 856 nt
Organism: Bipolaris maydis ATCC 48331
Lineage: Eukaryota; Fungi; Ascomycota; Dothideomycetes; Pleosporales; Pleosporaceae
Source: RefSeq, a predicted model, not a curated record
GUCACAAUGAUUUAUGGGCAAACAUUAAAGGCAGUUUACUUUUCUCUGGGAAAAUCAAAUACCAUCUACAAUUCUUCAAUUGCAUACCUCCAUCCUACUCUCUCUCAGAAACACAGUUCGACUUAAUCCCGAACAACAAGAUAUCUAAAUAACAUGACUUCCAUUGGACAAAAGGUAACUACCGACCCUGCGUCGAAAGUUCCCAUCAACGAGGCGGUCGGUGUCGUAACAUCCGACUCUUUGGCAGGCGAGUCCCUUAAGAAUCAUGGUCACUUUGGUGAAAGCAACCCCAAGGCAGGAGUAUUAGACCAGCCUUCUUCAUCAACAACCACAAACACGACCGACACCUCAAACGCUGUCAAGCUCAGCGCCGCCGUUAAUUCUGAAGCGCGAGAUGCUCAGGAAGGAUGGAACGAAGAGAAGACCAUAAGCUCAGGCAAGGGUCUAGGCGGCACUUCGGGUAGCGCUGGAGGAUCAUCAAGCACUACGGGUACAGCACCCGUUGCUCUCUCUGGUACAUAUGUCGAGCCAGGCGUACUUAAGCCUAAGGGUGCCAAUUUGACAGAGGACCCUGAACUACACGGAGACCGCAAGUUUGGCGAAAUUGGUACAAUCAACGAUCCCGCUAGGGAAGCAGAGCGCAAACUGCAGGGUGUAAAUGCUGCAAACGCCGGUGUUACUGGCAAGACAACCGACAUGGCACAGGAUGGUGACAGCAAGUUUAGCAACCUUGGAGACACUACUGCUUAAACUUGAUCAAUGAAGGCAUGAUGUGGGAGUAUGUAUGAUAUUUAUCAAGGCAGCAUUAAGGCAAUGAACAAACAUAAUGAACUCUGAGAGAUGCAAAUAAUAAUGA